This is a messenger RNA of Drosophila albomicans, 1378 nucleotides long. RefSeq lists its product as uncharacterized. Gene Ontology annotation, molecular function: protein binding. The record is from RefSeq and is a predicted model, not a curated record. Lineage: Eukaryota; Metazoa; Arthropoda; Insecta; Diptera; Drosophilidae. The coding region runs from base 96 to 1244 and encodes 382 amino acids. The transcript has a single exon.
AAAAAUCAUUAGCAAACAGAUUCAACCCGUAAACACACUCAAAUUCAUUGUAGUUUUUCAUUUCAAAUUUAAAUUACAAACUAAUCUUAUUGAAAAUGGAAGAUAACUCGUACUUGCAGCUAGUUGAGGAGGGCAUCAAGUUGCACUUUGAGCGGAAUGGAACAUUGGACGAGAUGCGAAGCGGACUGCAUGCAAAGGUCCUAAGAAUGUUGCAUGGUGAGAAGAAUCUUCGUAAGGAUGAACCUCUCUGUGGUGGAGAAUUGGAGCAACGAGGUUUGUCGCAUCUGCUCAACCAGUUAAUUGUCGAUUACUUUGAGUGGUACGGCUACAAACAUACCCUGGAAACAUUUGCCCUCGAAACGGGGAAUAAAUCGUACAAAUCGCGUGAAAUACUUCGACGGGAACUAAAUGGCACUUUCACUCACACAGAAUUGCCCAUUCUCUUAGAAAUGGUGAUGAAACACACCAACAUAGAUAACAACCAACAAAAAGUAGGGGAUUCUGUUGCACAAAUUCAAAAAAAAGUCGAGAAAGCAUCGAGUAAAUUCAAGAAAGUGCCAACUAAAGAAUUACGAAAACCUGAAUGGAAUAACUCUCGAGUUAUUGAAGCAUCCAACAAGGUAGAGAAGUUUCUUGCUCCCAGAAAUUUCGGCAAGGCGCCACAAGCAAAGGUUAAUAUUCGGCAACGUAUGGUAGAUCCUGAAAGCAGAGCCCCGAAACAUCCCAAAAGAGAAAUAACGAAGACCGUUUACAAACCAAAGAAAACCAAGAACUUCGAUACGGAACGUUCAACAGAAUCGCCAAAGACUUCCUCUGAGAAUAACGAUGACGAUAGUUCUAGUGAAACUUUUGCCGAUAUUCCGAAUAGAUACUAUCGCGAGCAGGAACCAGCUGAGCAAUCCUAUCCAUGUGGCUAUGGCGAAGAAGGUCCUUACGAAGGCCAGCAUCUGCAAAAGUCAAUUAAGCCAUUAAAUUCGAAUAAAUCCAACAACAAGGAUAAAAUGCCAAAAGCUAGCGGGAAGUUCACACUGAAAGCAACGAAUGCCAAGGUUAAAUCUUCGGAUCAAAGUACUACGAAACGUGGCAAAUUUUCAUAUCAAUCGAAUCGAAGAAUUCAUUCGUCAGAUGACGAUCUGAAUAUGCCAGUCUGUAAACCAAGGUGUCCAGACACAAUGAUCAGUUCCAUUGAAAUGGACAGUGCGGAGGACACUGAUGAGAAUGAGGGCAGCGGUUCCUAUAUAUGAGAAGUGCAUUCAAAUUCCAGUUGGCCAUCUUGGAAUCGAACAACAUUUAAUUAUUUUAAUGUUUGUCUAGGUAAUUUUUGGAUGUUGUUUAAAAACAUAAGUGUUAAUAAAAGUAAAUAUUAUAUAUUGACAAA